AUGAUGAGUAGAAAUGUUUUCAAAUUUCAAGCUAGUACAGCUAGAAGGUUACUACUAGUAACACCUCGUCGUACAUUCAUCCAAUCCUUCAACAGGUUUCAAGAAGAACAGUCAAAAGCCAAGACAAAUGCCGAAGCGGAAAGUGAUGCAUCUACCAAGAAAAGAAGACCAUUGAGCAGAGUUGCGAUUGGUGGAUCUAAAGAGUCUCAAAAAAACUAUAGUGUUGGUGGCGGCCUUGAAUUUGCCACAUGGAAAGCAGUGGUAUUGCUCAUGCUUGUUGGUGGUGUGGGAACUUAUUUUUUCCAAAAUGAAAAAGCAAGAUUACACCAGGCUCGUGAGAUGGAGCAGAAUCGUAAGAUUGGUAAGCCUUUGAUUGGAGGUGCGUUUACUUUGGAGGAUACUAAUGGCGAAAAAUUCACGCAAGAGAAUUUGAUUGAUCCAAAUGAAAAAAGAUUCUCUAUACUUUACUUUGGAUUCACGCAUUGUCCAGAUGUUUGUCCCGAGGAGUUGGAUAAACUAGGCGAAAUGUUGGAUAUCUUGCAAAAAAAUAAUGUUGAAAUGCAACCUGUUUUCAUUACAUGUGACCCGGCAAGAGACAGCAAGGAAAUGUUAGCUGCAUACUUGAAAGAUUUCCAUGAAGGAAUCAUUGGACUCACGGGAACUUAUGAACAAGUGAAAAAUACAUGUAAGAAAUACCGGGUAUACUUCCUGACGCCCGAACAUGCUCCGGGACAGGAUUACCUCGUGGACCACAGUAUAUUCUUUUACGUGCUUGAUCCCGAAGGUAAUUUUGUUGAUGUUAUUGGACGUGAAGCCAACGCCGCUGAUAGUGCAGAGAAGAUCACCCAGUGUGCACGAGCAUAUGUUCCAAAAGCCAAGAGAGAAGCACAACAAAAUGGCUUUUUCUCAUUUCUCUAUAAAUAG
Lodderomyces elongisporus is the source of this 924-nucleotide messenger RNA. RefSeq names its product Cu-binding protein (gene SCO1). Gene Ontology annotation, biological process: mitochondrial respiratory chain complex IV assembly; intracellular copper ion homeostasis. Gene Ontology annotation, molecular function: copper chaperone activity; copper ion binding. The coding region runs from base 1 to 924 and encodes 307 amino acids. The record is from RefSeq and is a predicted model, not a curated record. NCBI's taxonomy places the organism in Eukaryota, Fungi, Ascomycota, Pichiomycetes, Serinales, Debaryomycetaceae. Gene Ontology annotation, cellular component: mitochondrial inner membrane. The transcript has a single exon.